Macrobrachium nipponense is the source of this 4475-nucleotide messenger RNA. Its product is annotated as chorion peroxidase-like. The record is from RefSeq and is a predicted model, not a curated record. Gene Ontology annotation, molecular function: peroxidase activity; heme binding. Gene Ontology annotation, biological process: response to oxidative stress. Lineage: Eukaryota; Metazoa; Arthropoda; Malacostraca; Decapoda; Palaemonidae. The transcript has 15 exons. The coding region runs from base 86 to 2506 and encodes 806 amino acids.
AGACAGUCAAGCACUGCAUGCGGAGAUUACUGUUGCCUUGCUGAACGACUUACUUUUUUGUGGAGUAUCGUAUUACUCGCUGCUCAUGAUGGGGAUAAGGCUGGUGCUGCUCUGUUACUUCUGUGUGCUGUGCAAGGGCCAGCUGAGAAACUUACUGCCGCUGAAAGGAGUCCUCUACGAUUUCGAGGGACCAAGGGAUGUGAACGUCUCAUUAUUUGAACGACCACCACCACUCGAAAUUGCUGCCGCCGCCCCUGGCGUAGCUCCUGAAGCAGUGAUGCCAAUUGAAGGAGCCUUGGAGCAAGGUGCAGCUGUAGCCUUCGCGCAGGAUCAGCUGCAAAAUCAAAAUCCUUCACCUGCUGACCUUGAUUUGAGCAGUAAGUUUCACGCCGCCUUCAGGAAGGCUGAGAUCGAAGCAACGGCAGCAUCUUGCGUGGGCCGAGCCCUUCUGGAGACAACGAAAGAUUUGGCACAAAGACUUGACCUCCCUCUGCCUGACGCUGUUCGGGUCCUGGCAGGGAUACCUGUCAAUCCAGAAAUGUGUCGGGAGAUCCUGAGGAGAGGGAACUGCGUGGACUUCCCGGAACCCAGUCAAUGCGAUUCGACGCAUCCUUACCGAAGUAUAGAUGGAUCCUGCAAUAAUCUCCAGAAUCCUAAAUGGGGACAGUCAAAUAGACCAUUUGUUAGGCUUCAUCAUCCAUUCUACGAGAACGGCAUUGACUCUAUGAGGGGAGAGGGUAGAACAGGUCCUAAUCGCCUCCCAUCCCCAAGGACCGUCAGUUUUAACCUAUUCGUCCUCGGAGGCAGCGGCUUAUCUCGGCCGUACCCCAAUGCCAACCUCCUGACGAUGCAAUUUGGUCAGUUCCUCGACCACGACAUCACGUUCACGCCAGAGACGCAGCUCAUGGCGCCACAGCCACCUCCCCAAAGCAGUCUGGCCGGUUUUCUUUUCAACAGGCAAGAACCAGUGUGUCCAGCUCUGCCCAGAGACACCGUGCCCCUGGACUGUUGCGGAGACGGUCGUCAACUUCCUCAAGUAGAUUUACCUGACUGCCGCCCAAUUGAUGUCUCGGCUGAUCCUAUCUUUCAAGCCGAUGGAAAAAUUUGCAUGCGUUUUGUCAGGUCUCUUAUUGCAAGCCAAGGAUGCACUUUAGGGCCGAGGGAACAGCUUAACCAGCUUACUUCUUACGUUGACGGAUCUCAGAUCUAUGGAUCAACCGACAGAGUAGCCAGAGAACUGAGAGCUUUCCAAGGAGGGCGUCUGAAGAAGACACCAGAAGGUGACCUCCUGCCUCAGAGAUGCUGCACAGAUCAAGAAUUCACUUGCUUCCAAGCAGGUGAUAACAGAGUGAACGAACAGCCGGGUUUGGCCUCAAUUCACACACUCUGGCUCCGAGUUCACGAAAAUAUUGCUGGAGAAUUCGCCCGAGUCAAUCCCCAUUGGGACGACGAGACGCUCUACCAGGAAACUCGCCGGGUUGUUGUAGCCCUCCUCCAGCAAGUUACUUACAGAGAAUGGUUACCUGUCGUCUUGGGCCCGAGUGCCGUUUUAACCGGAGAUCUUCCCUUGCUUCAAAAUGCGCCAGGAAACACAUACAGUCCUGAGACAGAUGCGACUCUAGCCAAUGUUAUUGCAACGGCUGCUAUGAGAUUUGGUCACACGUUGAUCAAUGAUUUCCUCGCAGGGCGACAAGGAGAAAUAGUCCAACUAGUUGGUAAUUUCGAAAACGCUAGAGUGCUAUUCCAACAAAAUACUCGUCCCUCGGCCCUUAUGGAGGGAUUGACUAUCCUCAAUUCCCAGACUCCAGAUUCAUUUUUAGUCGAGACGCUCAUUAACAGACUCUUCGCUAGUCGUGAGGCUAGAACAGCGUUUGAUUUGAUGUCGCUAAAUAUACAGCGUGGACGCGAUCAUGGCCUGCCUCCUUAUAACACCUGGAGAAGAGCUUGCCAACUUCGAACCUUUUCUUCCUUCAGUGAACUGUCAUCUGUUAUGCCUGCAGAGGUGGCUCAGGUGUUCCAACAAGUAUACAGCGAUGUGAAUGAGAUCGACUUAUUCCCUGCGGCUAUAUCGGAGUUCAGUGUCGAAGGAGGAUUGAUGGGACCAACUUUCGCCUGCCUGUUUGUUAAUCAGUAUUCACGGUCGAAGAAAGGAGAUAGAUUCUUUUACCAGAAUAUGAUGCAACCUAAGCCCUUCCUUCCAAUUCAGCUACAGUCUAUUGGCCAAGUUUCAUAUGCUUCCUUAAUCUGCCAAAAUACGGAUAUUCAGAAUCUUCAGCCAGAGAUUUUCCAGAAUCCUGGACUCCCUGGAAAUGCCCCCAGGCCUUGUUCAUCAUACCCAAAACUGGACUAUAGCUUGUGGCAUGAGAGUAGCAAUACAACAGUUCCAGGAGGUGUGUGCAUGGGAGUUGGUCCAUUCCGAGGACAGGGUAUUUAUGACCACUGGUGUACCAUCAACUGCUUCCACGUCCCAUCAUUCUGCCCACCAACGCACUGCAGAUGUAAAUAGUCCUUAGUAUUGAGAACAUCUUCCCUCUUUUUCGUCUUGUUUCACAUGAAUAUAUCUUUGUUCUGUCCCACGCAGGUGUUUCUCGAACUGUUCUCUGAAUCUCAUUAUAUUACUAUUUCAAAUAUAAUUUUCAUGUGUCUCAUAUCAUAUCGUAUAUACUAGUGUCCUGUAUUCGUUUUGUGUAUGCUUAGCUUGUGUGCAGACUUACCCCAAUUUUCAAACAAUCAGGAUGCACUAGUACGAUGAAAAAAGAAUUGAUCUGUGAUUAUUCAAUAAGAGGAUAAGAUGAUCAAGAGGAUGGCGAUUGAUGUAUAUAGCAUAUAUAAGAUGAAUAAUAUAUACCAGAUGAGAAAAUAUGUAUAUGUUUUACAUCUAUCUAUUUUUGUAUUUAGUUAUAUAACGUACACAAGAAGCUGAUAAGGAGGUCAGAAACUACUUCGUAUAAUGCAACAUAGGCUUUAUUUUAUGCUCAAUCUACCACGUCCAUUUCUCAAUGUUCCUUGCCAAUCCAGUAGUUCCUAGGUUUACUUACUCUCCUUCACUUGUUUGUUUCGAAUUAUAGAUCCUUAAAAAAAACCAUGCUUUUUGAGGUUUUCCAACAAGUUUUCACUGUACUUUGUAUCAUAUGCAGGAGCCAUUCUUCAGUUCCGCUUACAUUUCACUUACCAUUCAUCUUGUAGUUUCAAAUGAUUGUAAACCGAGCUACGAAUUUUUUUAGAACACACAGUCACCAUCUGUGACUUGGGCAUUAAGGUUUCGUGAUAAUGACAACAGGCAUACUGGAAUCUACUUAUUUACCCGCAAGUUAGUGCGCUUUUUCACGGGAUCUCCAUUCUAAAUGAAAGUUUGGAUUAAAAUGAGAACUAUUCUUUUAGUUUUCUGUAAAAAAAAAAAAAAAAAAAAAACUUUUGAGUUGGGUUUUUGUCGGUCCACCCACCCUCAGAUCUUAAAAACGUCUGAGGCUACAGACCUGCAAAUUGGUAUGUUGAUCAUCCACCCAACGCUCAUCAGACAUACCAAAUUGCAGACAUCUAACCUCAGUAGUUUUCUUAUUUUAUUUUAUGUAAGGUUAAAGUUAGCCAUGACCGUACGUCUGGCACCGAUAUAAGUGUCAACAACAAAGGCUACCACCGUGAUGUGGCUGAAAGUUUUAUGGGUCACUGAGAGUUUCAUUGGCCGUGGCCAAAUGUUUUAUACAGCAUUUUACGCUGCACAGAAAACUCGAUUGCACCUAAGAAACUUCGACGCAUUUUUUACUUGGAGCUACAAACUACAGCAUAAAAUUAUCUAUCUAAGUUCAUCUUUUUCACCCAAGUGAAUAUUCUAACGGAAGUUCAUCGAUGAAUAUGAAACUUUUUAGCGGCUCUCAACAGAUAACAACAAUACCUUAUAAAUUUCAUCCUUAUCCAUUCUAUCAUAACUUUCCCAAGUGCCCUUGUAUGCAACAUGUAGCUUUAUAGCAAUUUUAUUUCUGAGAAACACUACUGUAUUUGUGAAAAAAAAAUCAUACAAACACUCUUCUUUUGUAACCUUAAAUAAGUUAACGUUAAUUAUGGCCUUAUAGAACAUAAUAAAAAAAACAACUUCCGAUUCAUAAGUACCAAGCACUUUCAUUUCUUUGUUACCCCUUUGCCUUUAUAUACACACACACACACUUUCACACACAUGUACGUACACACAUACACAGAUAUAUAUAAAUUAUGUGUGUGUAUAAUAUUGAAAAAGUCCUUCCAUACUUGUACUUUUCUUGAUGACCAACUGUUCAACAGCCUUUUGUUUUGUUUGUACAAAUGCAUAACAAUGUAAGUAUAGCAUUUACAUAUAUAUGCAUCUCUCUAACAAUAUCAGCAUGUGAGUGCUGUAUAUAUAAUUUGAUUUGUUUGCUGACAUAUGCAUGCCAUCCUUUUAGCAAUCAAACUACGCUUACUUGUCUUUAUUUUAAAUUAAAUAUAUCAUAAUUAAACCUCUU